Molecule: messenger RNA, 772 nt
Organism: Dichomitus squalens LYAD-421 SS1
Lineage: Eukaryota; Fungi; Basidiomycota; Agaricomycetes; Polyporales; Polyporaceae
Exons: 7
Coding region: 114-647 (177 amino acids)
Cellular component (GO): cytoplasm
Source: RefSeq, a predicted model, not a curated record
CCUUAUUCAACAGGCCACACCGCCGUUCCUUGCCAGCUCAUCCUUCCCUCGUUUACUCUUCGUUCCUACUCUGUGCUUACACUCGCUCACACUCUUGACGACACUACACCGGUAUGGCUGGACGCUUCGAUCCGAACAACGCGCAGAAUCUCGUCGAGAUCGAGAAACAAUUCGCCGUGAAGGCCGUUGAACACGCUCAGACGUACUGGAACUUGCUCGAGAAGGUCGCACCCCGCGACCUCAAGCUCACGAAGAUCGACGAUGAGAUAUUCGAGCACGCAAUAAAGGAGUUCCCCGAGCUCUCGGAGAACGACUACGAGAAGCUGAUCAAGCUCGACGAGGACUGGAUGAAAAGCGAGUCGAGCAAGAAGCGCUGGCGGGACUUCAUCGCUUCAUACGAGAAAAAGGUCAAGGACUAUAACUUCGGCUCCCUCAUCCGCACAGACGCGCGCCAGGAAUAUAGCGAGACGAACACCAUCUUCGUUACGCGAAUACAGUUCUACGUGUUCGAGAUCGCGCGCAACCGGCUGGGUCUGAACGACAAGGCGCACGAGAUCGCGAAGGAAGAAGCAGCUAAGGAGAAGGAGAAGGCGGAGAAGGAGAAAGCGCGCGCAGAGCGGGAGAAGGCAAAGAAGAAAAAGAACUGAGCGCGCGUGUGCGACGGGGCAGAUGUGUAUGAGGCGGUUCGCGGUGACGCGCCCGCGCGCGCAAGAUGUAUAUUUAUGCGAUAAUGGAAUGGGAUACCGUCCGUCGGCGUGCGGAUGUGAUCGAG